This is a messenger RNA of Caenorhabditis sp. 36 PRJEB53466, 971 nucleotides long. The record is from the annotation of a GenBank genome assembly. Lineage: Eukaryota; Metazoa; Nematoda; Chromadorea; Rhabditida; Rhabditidae.
AUGAACCAAAACAAAGUCUUCAUAAAGUCAUAUCACGAUGUUAGUUUUUUCUUAUUAUCGGAAAAUCCGAAAUAACGACAUUUUAAGGUGGUUCACCACGUCACACGAGCUCUCAUCAAACCGAAUAUGAAAAUCGGCCUGGGAUCGGGACCCGUCAUUCUGAUCCUUAUUGAUUGGCUCAUCGACAAUGCAAAACAUCCAAAAUGCAAAGGACUAGUCAUCUUCUGCACCGACCUUCCUGUGAGAUUAAACGUAUCAAAGCGACUGUGAAGUGAAAUGCGGUUUCAGCAUGUGAAAUGGCUCACCGAAGCAGGAUACGAAACUCAUCACAACUUGCCGGACGACGAUAGAGGGAUUUACAACAAAUUCCAGCUAGAUUACUUCUUCGAAAUGCAGGAUAAGGUCAAUUGGAUCACUAGAACGGGGAUUUUAAUUAGGCAAUACUGUAGAUGAAUCAAGAUUCCGCGUUUGUGAAGUUCAGUCCAGACUGCAUCGUCCGAAAAAGUUACUAUGAGGCUGCAAUUGAAAGUGUUUUCUUCUAUCGUUACGUUGACGACCGAAAGUAUCAGCCACUCGACGUUAUUCCUCUUGAAGUGAGUUUGAUGAGAAAAAGAGACGAUCAAUGUUGCUUCCAGAUCUCUUCUCUGUUUUUCACUCGACUGAAAUUCCUGCUCAACUCAAAAAGUGCCUGCAUUGAGCCAGACGUUCCGGACAACGACAACGAUAUUCUCCAGAUCAAAUGGAUUCUCAAGCCGGCUAAGUCUGAACUGAUCAAGGACAUGGCUUGCUACAAGAACACACUUCGCAACAUUCACGGUAACACAGCAUUUUCCAAUGCUCUUUUACAAUAAAACCGUGCUUCAGGAAUCAUUGCCCAUGGCUUCUUCACUAGUCUUUGCGGAUACAUGGUCGAGAUCUGCGAGCUGUCCAAGAAACAGACCAUGUACAUGACCACUACUCGCUACGGAUAA